CUAGCUUGUUAGUCAGAACACAAAUUAGAGACGUUGUGGUGGCGCAAUAUUGGCGGAUUAUGUUUCCGUGAAACGUGCGAUAUCCACGGAGUGAUUGGAAAAUGGCUGGGGUGAUCCGAAGGCUGGACGAGGCGGUAGUAAAUCGCAUUGCUGCAGGUGAAGUCAUUCAACGGCCUGCUAAUGCCAUUAAAGAGAUGAUAGAAAAUUGUUUGGAUGCAAAAGCAACCAGUAUACAGGUUACAGUGAAGGAAGGAGGGCUGAAGCUGAUCCAGAUUCAGGACAACGGCACAGGUAUCCGGAAGGAGGAUUUGGAAAUAGUGUGUGAGAGAUUUACUACAAGCAAACUAAAGACCUUUGAAGACCUUACAGCCAUAUCUACCUAUGGUUUCAGAGGGGAGGCCCUUGCCAGUAUAAGCCAUGUGGCUCAUGUAACAAUUACAACCAAAACAGCUGAUGGUAAAUGUGCAUAUAGAGCCAGUUACUGUGAUGGAAAGCUGAAGGUACCUCCCAAACCAUGUGCUGGAAACCAGGGCACGCAGAUUACUGUAGAAGAUCUUUUCUACAAUGUUGCUACACGAAGAAAAGCCCUGAGGAGCCCGAGUGAAGAGUAUUCCAAAAUUGUGGAAGUGGUUAGCAGGUAUGCUAUACACAAUUCUGGUAAAAGCUUUGCUGUAAAAAAGCAAGGGGAGACUGUGGCAGAUGUCAGAACUCUUCCAAAUGCUUCCACAGUUGAUAAUAUCCGGGCAGUUUUUGGGAAUGCUGUUAGCAGGGAGUUGAUUAAAGUUGGCUGUGAUGAUCAGAAGCUGGCUUACAAACUGAAAGGCUUCAUCUCUAAUGCCAACUACUCUGUCAAGAAAUGCAUCUUUCUGCUCUUCAUUAACCAUCGUUUGGUUGAAUCAAGUGCUCUGAAGAAGGCCAUAGAAACAGUCUAUGCUGCGUAUCUCCCUAAAAACACACACCCCUACCUUUACCUAAGCCUUGAAAUCGCCCCUCACAAUGUUGAUGUAAACGUGCACCCCACCAAACAUGAAGUACACUUUUUGCAUGAGGACAGCAUAAUCGAGAGUGUGCAGAAACACAUUGAGAGCAAGCUGCUGGGCUCCAAUUCCUCACGCACAUAUUUCACACAGACUCUCCUCCCUGGCCCUGUGGUGUCUUCCAGUGAUGUUGUAAAGCCGGGCUCCAGCUCUUCCUCUGGCUCUGUUGACAGAGUGUACGCCCACCAGAUGGUGCGCACAGAUUUCCGGGCCCAGAAGCUGGAUGCUUUCCUCCAGCCAGCAAGUAACGCCACCCAGGCACCUGCUGCCGAGUCCACGGAGCCGCAGGAGCCCAAGAGCAGCACUGCCUCUAGUACUCAGGCCGAGCCCUGUGACGUUGACAUGCAGGACCUGAGAAGUGCAGACCUGACAGCUGCCCUGGCUGGAGAUCAGGUUGACCCCACAGAGACCACCAGUGCCAACUGCUUACCUCCUGCUGAUCCCCCCAAGAAGCGUCCCAGGGUGAGCCCAGAUGUGGAAAUGAAGGAGUCCGAGAUUGAGAGCAACCUGACCGCUGCUGCAUUACCGAGGAGACGUGUCAUAAAGUUAACAAGCAUCAGGGAAUUGCGCACAGUGAUCAGUGACCAGGCCCACAAAGGUCUUCAGGAGAUGCUGCAAAAUCACUCCUAUGUGGGCUGUGUAAGCCCUCAGUGGGCUCUCAUCCAGCAUCAAACUAAACUGUACCUCCUCAAUACCACCAAGCUCAGUCAGGAGCUCUUUUAUCAGAUUCUCAUAUAUGACUUCGGGAAUUUUGGUGUUCUAAGAUUAUCCACCCCAGCUCCUCUAUACGACUUGGCCAUGCUGGCCCUGGACAGUCCAGAGAGUGGCUGGACAGAGGAAGAUGGACCCAAGGAGGGUCUAGCCGAGUAUAUUGUGGAGUUCCUCAAGAAGAAAGCAGAGAUGCUGGAGGAUUACUUCUCCAUGGAGAUCGAUGAGGAAGGGAACCUCACUGGUCUGCCACUACUGUUAGACAACUAUGUCCCAGCGGUAGAGGGACUGCCUAUGUUCAUCCUGCGUCUGGCCACAGAGGUGAACUGGGAUGAAGAGAAAGUGUGCUUUGACUCAUUCAGCAGAGAAUGCAGCCUGUUUUAUUCCAUCAGAAAACAGUACAUACUGGAGGAGCCUGCAGGGCCUGAGCAGCAGACAGAGGAGCUGGGAUCAAGUGGGACUUCAUGGAAGUGGACUGUUGAACAUGUCAUUUUCAAAGCUUUUAGGACACACCUUGCUCCUCCGAAACACUUCACAGAAGAUGGCAGUAUCCUCCAGAUUGCAAACCUGCCAGAUCUUUACAGAGUCUUUGAGAGGUGCUGAAGGUGCAUCCUUACUGGGCAAACAUUAAGGAAGGACAAUGCAGUAAGAUGAAAAAAAAUCCAAGAUUAUCUAACCACUGAUAGGAUUUAACGGAUUUUCUGCUUCAGAUGUGGGUUCUUACUGUUUGUUUCCUAAAUGGUUAUCUAACACUUAGUAAGCAGCUUUUGUUUUCUAUUGGAAAAGUGUUUUCAUUUCUUUUAUGUGACUGAUUCUGACUACUGAACAAUAAAUAUUUUAAUGUUG
Lepisosteus oculatus (spotted gar) is the source of this 2591-nucleotide messenger RNA. It is a transcript of the gene mlh1, whose product is annotated as mutL homolog 1, colon cancer, nonpolyposis type 2 (E. coli). Gene Ontology annotation, cellular component: MutLalpha complex. The record is from RefSeq and is a predicted model, not a curated record. Gene Ontology annotation, biological process: mismatch repair. Gene Ontology annotation, molecular function: mismatched DNA binding; ATP-dependent DNA damage sensor activity; ATP hydrolysis activity. NCBI's taxonomy places the organism in Eukaryota, Metazoa, Chordata, Actinopteri, Semionotiformes, Lepisosteidae.